AUGGGUGCUCUAGCCGGUGGUGCAGCAGGCGCCUUCGGUGCGCACAAGAUGGGCCAUGGUGUCCUCGGCGGCAUCGGCGGAGCCGUAGCCGGCAGCAUGCUCCAAGACACGUACAAGAAGAAGCACAAGAAAGAAAAGAAGCACAAACAGCACGGUGGACGCCGUGGCUCCAGCUCAUCUAGCUCGUCCAGUUCCUCCGACUCUGACUCUUCGCAUGGCAAGAAGAAGCGACAUGGCGCGACGGCGGCGCUCGCUGGCAACUUCCACGCCUCUUGUCGUGACGUGCAUCUGGAAGGCGCCAGACUCGUCGCUCAUGCUUGCAAUACUCAUGGCCAUCACGUCCGAUCGGAUAUUGACUUGAAUGACUGUUUCACGAACACGAAUGGUGCGCUUCAUUGGGCGAAAGGGGGUAAUUUCGCAGCCAGUGCGCGCGACAUGCGUCUUUCUGAGGGUGGGAGGGUUUUUGAAGCGGAGCUUGGCGAUGGGCGAGGAGGGUGGCGGCGUAAUGCUGUUAAUUUGGAUGAGAGGAUCACGAAUGAGGAUGGGCGGUUGAUGUUGGUGCAUUGA
Molecule: messenger RNA, 567 nt
Organism: Fulvia fulva
Lineage: Eukaryota; Fungi; Ascomycota; Dothideomycetes; Mycosphaerellales; Mycosphaerellaceae
Exons: 2
Coding region: 1-567 (188 amino acids)
Source: RefSeq, a predicted model, not a curated record